This is a messenger RNA of Sciurus carolinensis (gray squirrel), 975 nucleotides long. RefSeq names its product olfactory receptor 7E24-like. The transcript has a single exon. NCBI's taxonomy places the organism in Eukaryota, Metazoa, Chordata, Mammalia, Rodentia, Sciuridae. Bases 145 to 975 code for a protein of 276 amino acids. Gene Ontology annotation, biological process: G protein-coupled receptor signaling pathway. Gene Ontology annotation, cellular component: membrane. Gene Ontology annotation, molecular function: olfactory receptor activity; G protein-coupled receptor activity. The record is from RefSeq and is a predicted model, not a curated record.
CAUCUUUCCAACCAUCUUUUCUUUUCUGAAAGGUGCCCACCCAAUAUAGAAUCACAAAAUCUAACAGGUAUCUCAGAAUUCCAUCUCCUGGAACUCUCAGAGGACCCAGACCUGCAGCCCAUCCUCUUUGGAUUGUUCCUGUCCAUGUACCUGGUCACAGUGCUUGGGAACCUGCUCAUCAUCCUGGCUGUCAGCUCUGACUCCCACCUCCACACCCCCAUGUACUUCUUCCUCACCAACCUGUCCUUGGCUGACAUUGGUUUUAUCUCCACCACAGUCCCAAAGAUGAUUGUAGGCAUUCAAACUCACAGCAGAGUCAUCUCCUAUGUGUGCUGCCUUACACAGAUGUCUUUGUUUAUUAUUUUUGGAGGUAUGGAUGGUAUGCUUUUGACUGUGAUGGCCUAUGACCGAUUUGUGGCCAUCUGUCAUCCUCUGCAUUAUCCAGUCAUUAUGAGCCCUCGUCUCUGUGGCUUCUUGGUAUUGAUCUCCUUUUUGGUUAGCUUUUUGGACUGUCAGUUGCACAAUUUGAUUGCCUUAAAUUUUCCCUACUUCAAGGAUGUAGAGAUUCCUAAUUUCUUCUGUGACCCUUCUCAGCUCCUCAAUCUGGCCUGUUCUGAUACUUUUACCAGUAAUAUAGUCAUGUGUUUUGUUGCUGCCAUCUCUGGAUUUUGUCCGAUCUCUGGGAUCCUUUUCUCUUACUAUAAAAUCAUUUCUUCCAUUCUGAGGAUCCCGUCCUCCAGUGGAAAGUACAAAGCCUUCUCCACCUGUGGGUCUCACCUCUCAGUUGUUUGUCUAUUUUAUGGAACAGGCUUUGGAGUGUACCUUGGAUCAGCUAUAUCGCAUUCUCCCAGAAAAGGUGCAGUGGCCUCAGUGAUGUACACUGUUGUCACCCCCAUGCUGAACCCCUUCAUCUACAGCCUGAGGAACAAGGACAUUAAGAGUGCCCUGAGGAGGCUACAGAGCAGGUUGGUCUAA